AUGGAGGAGGGCAACCCUAGGUCUGAGGAUUCUACCCAGGACAUGGAGGAUGUGGAUACUAUUUUGAAUGUUGUUAGAAAUAGCUCUCUGGAAAUGUUUAAUUUCCAGAAGUGGGUGGUUGAUAAUAUUACCAACAUUCAGGAAAAACAGAGAGAGUUGGAGCUUAAAAUUGAUAAUUUGGGUACCGUGGGGCCCCUGGUACUGCAUAGGUCAUUGUCGCCUGCCCUGAACUCAGGCCCCACGCCAUCGUCUGCCAGUCUCCCUCGGCUUCCCGACAGCCCUGCCUUCCCAGUCCCCGCCGCCACAGGACACGUCGGCCCCUCGGCAUCCCGACGGCCUCGACCGACCCCGGCCUCGCCGCCUGCAGCUCCCCGGCCUCUACCACCUACAGCCCCUACUACUGCCACCUUUACGCUACGCCUCCUACGGCCCCACCGGCCUUCCUACCUGCGGCCCUUUCCCAACCUCUGUCGCCGCUACAACCCCCAGCCCGUCACCUGCACUACACCCACGCCCAACCGUCGCUUCGUCUGCAGCCUCCCUGUGCCACUCAUGCCCACUGGCCGCAACCGCUCAGCCACCGCUAGGCCACUACCCUUGCGGCGCCCACAAGCCACCACUGCCUGGCUCUAG
Molecule: messenger RNA, 633 nt
Organism: Cryptomeria japonica (Japanese cedar)
Lineage: Eukaryota; Viridiplantae; Streptophyta; Pinopsida; Cupressales; Cupressaceae
Product: vegetative cell wall protein gp1-like
Exons: 2
Coding region: 1-633 (210 amino acids)
Source: RefSeq, a predicted model, not a curated record